This is a messenger RNA of Penicillium longicatenatum, 1491 nucleotides long. RefSeq names its product C2HC5-type zinc finger protein. Gene Ontology annotation, cellular component: nucleus. Gene Ontology annotation, molecular function: zinc ion binding. The record is from RefSeq and is a predicted model, not a curated record. Bases 1 to 1491 code for a protein of 496 amino acids. Gene Ontology annotation, biological process: regulation of DNA-templated transcription. Lineage: Eukaryota; Fungi; Ascomycota; Eurotiomycetes; Eurotiales; Aspergillaceae. The transcript has a single exon.
AUGGCCGACCUUGCAGCUUGGGCUCUUCCUCGGCUCAGCCAGCUCCUCCCGCUGGAUGAGGAAUCUUUGAAGCAGAUCGUCAACUAUUCAGCCGACCUCGCCAAAGAUGCUUGUGCCGAUCACCUGAAAAAUCUCCUCGGCGACUCCCCUGCAGCGCUGGAGUUCAUCACCUCAUUCAACGCACGCCGCGAUGCACGGUCGGCGACUUCCUCAACCACCAAUGCCGGAACCAUAAACAGCGAUCACCCCCGGGGAAGAAAUAAGAAGGAAAAGAAGCCGCUGCAUAGCCCUGGUCCGCCACGCCGUCCAGAUAACUACGGCAAUAUGGGAGGAGGAUACAUCAAAGCAAAUAAGGUGGAAGACUACAUGUCUGCCAGCAAACCCCCCUUGUCGGUACUAUCACCCGAUCUCUCGGUGCCUGGCUCGUCCGCAUCAUCGCCCAACCAGUCGCCGAUACCCACCUCUUCCAACCACCCCCCGUCAGCUUCUGGUCCGGUGCUGUCAGAUAUGCUGCCGAAUGUGCGGUCCAAAACGAGCACAUCGACCCGAAGAACCGGCAACGCCAGAUCUUCCAAAGGAAGCGAGUCUCUCACAGCCAACAGUAUUUCCGAUCUGACAGCCGCCAUCGCUGCCCUGGAGGUGUCAACCAACCCUAGCUUGAGCACUGAGAGACGAAAAUGCGCGUGCUCUGCGUCAAUACACCCAUUAUUUGACCCUGCUCCAAAUUGCCUCAACUGCGGCAAAAUCAUCUGCGCCUUAGAAGGUUUACAACCAUGCUCCUUCUGCGGCACAUCGCUUUUAUCCUCUGAAGAAGUGCAAAGUAUGAUACGAGAACUUCGGAACGAGCGUGGCCAAGAGAAAAUGCGCGCCCACAACGAAGGCGUCCAUCCCGACGGGGGGCCACGACUAGUCUCUGGAUCUGGAUCGGUAGCUUCUCGCAAACUUGACGCUGCCAGGGCCCACCGCGACAAACUGCUUAAUUUCCAAGCACAGAAUGCUCAGCGGACCAAGGUGGUCGACGAAGCGGCCGAUUUUGAGACCCCUAGUACCGCCACGACGCUGUGGAUGAGCCCGGCACAGCGAGCGCUCGCACUGAAAAAGCAGCAGCGCAUUCAACGUGAGCUGGAAGAAAAGGCCCGUCCGGAGUGGGAAAAGAAGAAGACCGUAAUGAGCCUUGAUAUCAAGGGUGGAAAGGUUCGACGGGUCUAUCAAUCUGCGGCCGUGGAGUCAACGCCGGAGAACAACGAGCCGGAAUUGCUAGACCUCGACGUCGAAGAAUCCUUGGAGUCUUCCGGUCGACAUGCGUUUAGUAGGAACCCGCUUCUUGCGGCUGGUGGGUUAAUGAGACCCAUUUGGCACGCCCCAGAUGGCAAGAUAGCUGAAAAAUCCGAGAGACCUGAGCCGAAAAAGACGUGGCGACGUGUCCAAGAUGACAAUGAUGAUAAUGAAUCGUGGAUCUUAGACGGGGGCUUACAUGGAUAUGACACAUGA